Messenger RNA from Bombyx mandarina (wild silkworm), 840 nucleotides. RefSeq names its product E3 ubiquitin-protein ligase RNF212B. Gene Ontology annotation, biological process: reciprocal meiotic recombination; protein sumoylation; homologous chromosome pairing at meiosis. Gene Ontology annotation, cellular component: synaptonemal complex. Lineage: Eukaryota; Metazoa; Arthropoda; Insecta; Lepidoptera; Bombycidae. The record is from RefSeq and is a predicted model, not a curated record. Gene Ontology annotation, molecular function: SUMO transferase activity.
AUGGAUUGGAUUCACUGUAAUAAAUGUUUUUCACAAUUAGAACCAGGGAUAACACUGCAUCUCACAUCAUGUGGUCACAUGUUCUGCAACAAUUGUUUGGGCAACGGUCUAAAAGACAGCACGUGUCUAGUAUGUCGAAUGCCGUGUUCUGCUAUGAAAUUAGUGCCAGACAUGAAACAAGAAAUCCAAGAUUACUUCACUGAUCCUGAAGAGUUGAUAAAGAAGUCUUGCGAUGUGAUACAGUUUCAAAGGCAGCAUAGAAGGAGAUUGCUCUCUUAUCUAUUACAAUCGACAAAAAAGUUUUACGCGGCACGCAAUGAACUGAAGCGUGUGACUGAAAUGUGUCAAAAGCAACACACGCAAUUAAAAGAGUACCACAAAAGAAUUAAGGCGUUGGAAACGCAACUAGCAAACCAAUCGAGCAGACAAGUAUCCCCUUUCAAUAUUCCGAUAUCGCCGACAAAUAACAUAUCGCCAAGCUUCAUUCAAACGACACCCACAUGCAAGAGACCUACAAAGAGCACCCCAUACUCUACUCAUCACUAUCAGUCUAACCUCUUGACUCCCUCACGGAUAAGCAAGCAGAGGUCAGCGAAUUUCAGUGCACACAGUCAGAAGUCGAAUACAUCAAACAAAAUUUCUUCGACGGUUUUCACACCGCCUACGCCGGAGUCGGUCGGAUAUAACAACUUCUUAAAAAACCUAUUCUUCCUGAACGACUCCGGUGAAGAGUCAGGAUAUUCGUCAAACAGCCCGCAGAAAAUAUCACCCGUAGUAUUGUACUGUAACGGCUCGGGUCGAAAAUGUUUGUUGAAAGAAAAAGCUAUAAGUUUUUGUUGA